AUGUCCGCUCCCACUGAUUACCACCCUUCCCUCGAUGACCCCAACGCAUGGGUACCUUAUCGCUACAAUCCGUCUCUUGCAGCAGCGGUAAUUUUCCUCAUCGCAUUCACCAUAGCGACAGGCUGGCAUGCCGUGACCUUAUUCCGACGACGGACAUGGUACUACACUCCAUUUCUAAUCGCAGGUAUCUUCGAAAUAGUAGGCUACUGUGGUCGCAUCGCCUCAACGAAAGAUCUGUGGGCACUCAGUCCAUAUAUCAUCCAGAGCAUCUUGCUGCUUGUUGCUCCAGCACUCUUCGCAGCUUCGAUAUACAUCGUCCUCGGCCGCAUUAUCCGCUUCACAGGCGGCGAGCGCUACUCACUCGUGCCAGUAAAGUGGUUGACGAGAGCCUUCGUUGCUGGUGAUGUGGUUGCGUUCCUGGCCCAAAUGACUGGCGGCGGCAUCCAGGCAGGCGGCACAAUUUCCUCGCUCAACCUCGGUGAAAAAAUCAUCAUUGUCGGUCUCUUCCUCCAGGUCAUCUUCUUUGGCAUCUUCAUCACCGUAGCCACGGUCUGGCACCUGCGCUUCAAUCGUCAAACUGCCGUCCAGCUCAAUGCCAAGCGUGAUGUUCUAUGGAGAAAGUACAUGUGGUCGUUAUAUGGCGGAUCAGCUCUCAUCAUGAUCCGGUCCAUCUUUCGCAUUAUCGAGUACCUUAUGGGUAACGACGGCUUCCUCCUGCGCCAUGAGUACCUCUUGUACAUCUUCGACGCCCUGCUCAUGUUCCUGGUCAUGGUGUUAUUCUUGUGGCUGCACCCGAGCAAAUUGACCAUGUUCGAGACCAGCGAUGUACAGCCGGGUCAUGACAUGGAGGAAGGCGGACAAGUAGCUGCCAGAACAGCUGGACAUCGGCCUAUAAGCCAAAGCACUUCUAGCGAGCGGAAGACUUUGCUCGGCAGAUUUAUGCCAAGCAAGCGGUAA
Messenger RNA from Recurvomyces mirabilis, 957 nucleotides. RefSeq lists its product as uncharacterized. Lineage: Eukaryota; Fungi; Ascomycota; Dothideomycetes; Mycosphaerellales; Teratosphaeriaceae. The coding region runs from base 1 to 957 and encodes 318 amino acids. Gene Ontology annotation, cellular component: membrane. The transcript has 3 exons. The record is from RefSeq and is a predicted model, not a curated record.